AUGGAGCGCCGCCGCCUGGAGCGCGCGGCGGCGGAGAAGGCGCGCGUCGAGGCCGCCGCCGCGACCGCCGAGCUGAAGGCACUCGCCGCCCAGGAAGCCGCCGCGCGGGAGAUGGCCCGAGCCAUCGAGGUCGCGGCGGUCCGAAGCCUUCGCGAAAACCUGGAGCGACGCGCGGCGCCGUGGCGCGAGUCUCGCGCGCGCAGGGCAAAGGGCGUCACGUGGUCCACGACGCCCAAGCCGAUAUUCGUCUCCUACGCGCCCACCCCGGACGCCACGUUCGCGGAGCUCGCCUACUGCAAGAAGAUCGCGGAGACGCUCAACGACGACGUCAGGACGAAACCCCCGCCGGGAGAAUCGAGGGGCGAACGCGUUCGACUCGCGUGGCUGGACGCGUCCGAGCUCGGGACGCUCGUGACGUCCACGGACGAGCGCGCGCUGGCGAGGCUGGAGGCGUGCGAGUCGUGCGCCGGGGUGAUCGCCAUCGUCACGCCCGCGUAUAAUGGGUCGGAGCAAUGCGCCGUCGAGAGGGACGCGGUGCGUAUACGGCGCGCGAGCGGUAUCAUCGGCGGGGAAGGUGACGAGGUGCCCGUCGUCGCCAUCGUGGUCCAACAACCGCGGGUGUCGUCGGUCGUGGGGUCCAUCCAAAGGGACGACGGAGAUCGCGACGGAGAAGGCCCUCAAUCCCUCAAUUCCUCGUCGUCGUCUGAUCCGGUGGCGAUGGCGCCACCAGAGGGUUUGCUCGGCGCCGGCGACCCACCGCCGAUCGUCGUUCCGCACGAAUACGACCCGACGGUCGCCGCGGAGGCUGCGCUGAGCGCGCUGGAGUCCUUACGCGGUCGCAGCGCGCAGCUUCGCGAGUGCCUCGGCGGCGCGGCGCACCCGGGAUUCGAUCCCGCGACGAAAACUUUCGACGCAUCCACGUUAACCGCUCUGACCAAACGAGCGCCGCCGGACGAGAGGGACGUCAAGGCGUGGAUGGACGCGAACGGCGGGUCGUGGCGACGUCGGCCGUUCCUGGAGUGGACCAAACACGAGGCACACGCGUUUCUCCUGUCGCACGGGACGUACCUCAAGCCCUACGCGGAUGCCAUGCUGUCUUUCGGCGUGGACGGUUUUCUCCUCGCGGCGAUUGAGGACGAGGACCUGCGUACGACCUUCGCGGUGGCGAACGGCAAUCACAGGCACGUGAUCCUGACCCGCCUCGCGGCGCUGUGCGGCAAACGUCCGCCGGUGAACAAGGAGGCGCUGGCGCGGCACGAGACGCUGAUGCGAAGGCGGGUGGGGAUUCAAACGUCGACGGAUCCGGCGGAGCAAAAAAAGACAAAAGCGGCGACGCACCCGGUGCUUCAAAAGUACCUCACCGACGUGCCGCCGUCGCCCACGGGGGUGACGAUCGUGGAGGGAACCGGGGCGAGGUUGGCGAGGAUGUCGGACGAGCAGCUGAGGGACUUUUGCGCGGAGAUUUUCAUCCGCGCCACGGACGAUUUCGACGGCUAUCUCAAUCGCGCCGAAUUUAAGAAAAUUCUCAAAGGCGCCGACUUGGGGUUCAGCGCGCGUGACGUCCGAGAGAUCAUGGCGGAGGUUGACCAGAAGACGUGGGAGAACGCGGACGGGCUGAUCGACUGGCACGAGUUCGAGCCGCUGGCGAUGCGGCUGAUGCGAACCAUCGGGUGCACCGUCGCCGCGCGAGCCGCCGAAGAAGAAGAUUCGACCCGAGAAGAGUCGACGUCUUCCGGAUACUUCGACACGCUUCCGGAUACUUCCAGACGUUCGCGACCGAUGAACGAAACGGGCGUGCAGUACACCCUGUCGCGCGUGUUUCACGACGCGACCGGUACCGACGACGUCGGCGCGGGAGGGGAAAGAUGCGUCAUGACGAAAGACGCGUUCUCGCGAACCUUGCGGUUCGCUCAAACGGGCUUGGCGAAAACCGAGAUAGACGCGCUCGCAAAGAAGGCAUCGGCGAACACCCGCGACGGCUCGAUCGCGUACCGCGAGUUCGAGCCCGUCGCCCGCGAGGUGCUUGCGCGCCGCGUGAAUGGCGAGUACGCCGCCGCGUCGAUGUACGAAACCGGCGGCGAGCUCCUCAAGCUCGUGUUGACCGCCUUUGACGCCGUGUCCGGGGGCGAGGCGCGAGUGCCCGUCGUCGGCGCCGCCCCCAAGGGCAUCACAACAGCCGGCAUCGCGCCCCACGUCGGCUCCAUCCGCGACGCGAUGCUCGUCAACCUGAGGGAUUACGGCGUCCCCGUGAGUAACCUCCACGCGGCGGUCGUGUGCGCGGAGGCGUGCCGCGUUGCGUCCUCCGUCGGUACCGUGGAUUGGCGCGCGUUCGCCCCCGUCGCGGCGGAUCGCCUGCGGGGCAUGCUCGACGCGGCCGAGGCGGAACGUCGCGACGUCGCCGUCGCCACCUUCGCCGCGACGGAGGGCGCCAAGGUGAUUGCCGAGCUCCGGCACCACGACAGGUCCACGCUCAGGGCGCUGCUCUCGGAGGCGUUCACGGCGGCUGACGAGGACGGAUCCGGCGCGCUCGACCGCGACGAGCUUCAAAACGUGCUGCUCGCGUUGGCGCGGAGAAGAGAGAUCACGCCGCCGAUGCGCGCGGCGAUGUCCAUGUCCAUGCGGUGCGUGGACGUCGACGGCGACGGGGUGGUGCGGUACGGCGAGCUGGUUGAUUUCUUCUGCGACGUCGUCGGGCACAUGGAGCGGGGCGCGAGGGUGAGAGCCGCGCUCGACGCUUCCGAGCGGCGCGCGGCCGCGAAACGCGACGACGACGUUCGUCGCGCCAAGGCUCUCGAGGCUGAAAAGGCGCGCGACGCCGCGGAGGUGGCGCGCGCGAACAGAGCGUUGAAGAUUGCGAGGCUCCGAGCGGAGUGCGCCAAGUACCUAUCCGCGCUCACCAGCGACAACGCGUACGCGCUGUACAGGGACGCGGUGGACAUCGUCGCGAGAUUUUCCGGCGAAACAUCAUCCCACGUUACAUCCGGCGACGAGGUUAUUACCGGUCCUUCCGACACACACGAGGGCACCGGUGCUUCCGACACAUACGACCCUAACCCUAACCCUAAACCUCCGUUCGACGUUCACGCUGUGGAGCUUCGUCGGGGGACGGAGACGCGGAUAGGAACCGUCGCGCCGAGGUCGCAGGUGUUGAGGGUCGUGGUGUCGACGUGCGCGUCCGCGGUGAACGCGACGAUGCGACGGGGCGAGGGAGCGUCGUGGCCGGCGGUUGGGUACCCAAAGGCGAACGACGACGAAAACGGCUCAAACGAUUCAAACGGUUCAAACGGCUCAGACGGAAACGGAAACGGCGGCGUCGGCGUCGCGGUGGACGUGCCGGAGCUCGACGCGUCGCACGGGGCGGUGAGCCUGGCGUCAUCGGCCGGGGACGAGUCUGGGUCGGGGAGGCCCGUCGCGGCGGGACCGGGUGGAUACUUCGCGUGUCCGUUCAGGGGGGGCGCCACGCGGGGGUACAUCGCGGUGGACACCGUCGGGGAGAAGUUCGCCGACGGGCGGCGAAUCUCGGACGAAGAUAAGGAGAUCGUGAGGAUCGUGGCGGAGUGCGUGGGUGACGCGCUGGAGGAGGGGUUUCGCGCGAGGGAGGGGGAGCGGGAGGAGAAGCGGCGCGCGGCGCUCGAGAAGUUCGACAGCGAGGAGGAACGGAAACGGCGGGAGGAGGAGUUCCUGGCGAGGUACCGCGGGAAGUGA
Micromonas commoda is the source of this 3705-nucleotide messenger RNA. RefSeq lists its product with no specific name. The record is from RefSeq and is a predicted model, not a curated record. NCBI's taxonomy places the organism in Eukaryota, Viridiplantae, Chlorophyta, Mamiellophyceae, Mamiellales, Mamiellaceae. The transcript has a single exon. Bases 1 to 3705 code for a protein of 1234 amino acids. Gene Ontology annotation, molecular function: calcium ion binding; protein binding.